UUUAACACUUUAUUAUUUGUUUUCUGUUUGUUUCCUGAUUUUGACUCCUCUCUUUCUCCUCGCAUCUCUCAUUUCUUUAGUGCUGGGUCUCCCCCAUGCUUUCUAGUUUCUCUUUCUGAGACUCCAAUUAAAUAUAUAUUUAACACAUUCUUUCAGAUUCCUUCCUGUUUCCUAAACUCAUUUUCUUUUUGUCUCCCUGUGAUGUAUUUUGGUAAUUUCUUCAUCUGUCUCUGAAUUCAUUAAUUGCCUCUUCAUCUGUGUCUAAUACAUUAAUUUUAAUAAAUUAAUAAAAAUUAAAUUAAAUAUAUAUUUAAUUGGAGUCUCAGAUAGAGAAACUAGAAAGAAUGGGGAGAGAAAUCUACCUGCUCAUUCUUGAAUACUGCUCAUUCUUAAUAGUCCACUUGCUCUUUCAUUUAUCAAUCCUCAUUUCUUAAAUCAUAUUACACAUACUUCUGUGUUAUUUUUAAAGUCACUCAGUGGUGCCUGACUUUGUGACCUCAUGGACUGUAGCCCACCAGUCUCCUCUGUCCAUGCGAUUUGAUCCCUGGCCAGGGAAUGAGAUUUGACAUGCCACACAACUAAGAAAGAUCUUGCAUGCCUCAACUAAGACUUGGGUGCACUCAGAUAAAAAAGUAAAUAUUUUUUUUAAAAAGAACUCAGCAAAGAUGACAGAGCUGUAGGGACAGUUGCCAUCCAUAGGCCCUGUCCCCUCACACCUCUAAGCCCAAGUCUCCUGCAGAUUCUGACCCUGGAAUCGCCAGUCCCCCAAGCUGGGCCUGAGCUAAGCCUGAGUGCUACCUUACAGAAUUUGAAUAAUUCAGGUCCCAGUGACCUGAGGUGUCAGUUUCAGUUGCUCUGUUCCCAUGGACACCGGUGUCCCAACUCUGUAAUUAAGCUAAUGAAAGGAAAAGGGGGCCGGGCCUGCUGUCCUGUGCCUCGGAGGGACAGAGUCCCGGCCCCGGUACUGCUGAGAAUGCACCAGGCUCACCCAGCGUCAGGUGAGGGGAAGGCCUUAAGGAAGUCCAGGGGGCUGAAACAGGCAGGAGAAAAGAAGAGAAAGUGGAAAGAGGAAGACCAGGGUCAGGGCGGCAGAGACCAAGAAAGAGUUACAGAGGGACGGAGAGCAAGACAUAGACGGUUUAGGGGGCAGAGAACAGGGCAGAGGCCAGGAGAGGCAGAGGCCAGCAGAGAAGGAGAAACAGCAGACGCCGAGGCCUAAGUACUUAAAUUCCAGGGCCGGUACAAUAGGAGGGUGAGGUCGCUGGAAGGGCCGCAGGGCUCCCUGGAGGCUAACAGAGAUCCCCAUCUUCCUUCUGACUUCCAGGGAUUGUCCACGCCACGCUUGCCAGCAGGGCCUGGCGCUGCCACAGGUCAAGCCAGGAGGCUCACUCCCAGAGAUCUGCCCCUCCUCUGGCUGUGGCAAGGCCAUGGGCCCCGGGAGCCACCACCUCAGCCUCGGCCUCUCUGUCUCCAGCCUGGGCCUCCUGCUCCUGCUCCCACUCCUGCCAGAGUGCUUGGGAGCCGAGGGCAGGCUGGCACACAAGUUGUUCCGAGACCUCUUUGCCAACUACACCAGUGCCCUGAGACCUGUGGCAGACACAGACCAGGCCCUCAAUGUAACCCUGGAGGUGACACUGUCCCAGAUCAUCGAUAUGGAUGAGCGGAAUCAGGUGCUGACCCUGUACCUGUGGAUCCGACAGGAGUGGACAGACGCCUACCUACGAUGGGACCCUGACACCUAUGGUGGUCUGGAUGCCAUCCGCAUCCCCAGCAGUCUCGUGUGGAGGCCGGACAUCGUACUCUACAACAAGGCGGACGCACAGGCCCCAGCCUCAGCCAGCACCAACGUGGUCCUGCGGCACGACGGCGCCGUGCGCUGGGACGCGCCGGCCAUCACGCGCAGCUCCUGCCGCGUGGACGUGUCGGCCUUCCCGUUCGACGCGCAGAGCUGCGGCCUGACCUUCGGCUCGUGGACACACGGCGGGCACCAGCUGGACGUUCGGCCGCGAGGCGCCGCCGCCAGCCUGGCCGACUUCGUGGAGAACGUGGAGUGGCGCGUGCUGGGCAUGCCAGCCCGGCGGCGCGUGCUCACCUAUGGCUGCUGCUCCGAGCCCUACCCGGACGUGACCUUCACACUGCUGCUGCGCCGCCGCGCCGCCGCCUACGUGUGCAACCUGCUGCUGCCCUGCGUGCUCAUCUCGCUGCUGGCGCCGCUCGCCUUCCACCUGCCCGCGGACUCGGGCGAGAAGGUGUCGCUGGGCGUCACCGUGCUGCUGGCGCUCACCGUCUUCCAGCUGAUCCUGGCCGAGAGCAUGCCACCGGCAGAGAGCGUGCCGCUCAUCGGUGGGCUCCGAGGGCCCCAGGGUUGCCAGGGAGGGGCUUGCGGGGAGGUUGCCCCCCACCCCGGGGGCUGGCGCAUGAGGCCCUCCGCAGGUGCGGGGGCCGUAGCCAGACUGGCCUGGGUCAACCGAGGGGCCCCGCCGAGCAUCUUGGUGGUCCUGCGUCGUUCUGAGAUGGAGGGGGAAGAGAUAGGCCCCUUCCAGCGAAAAUAGCCCUCCCCUCACUUGUAGGGGAGGAGGAAGGAGUUGGUCUUUUUUGGUUUUUUAAUUUCAUUUAUUUAUGUCUGUGCUAGGUCUUCACUGGUGCAUGAGGGCUUUCUCUAGUUGUGGAGAGUGGAGGCCCCUCUUUGUUGCGGGCCUGGAGCACGCAGAUUUCAGUAGUUCUGGCACACGGGCUUAGUUGCUCGGCAAAAUGUGGAAUCUUCCUGGACCAGGGAUGGAACCCCUGUUCUCUUCAUUUGCUGGUGGAUUCUUAUCCAUUUGUGCCACCUGGGAAGUCCAGGAGUUGGUCUUUACUCAAGGACUUGUUGAAGGAUGAUCCACAUUCCCCAGUAUUAGAAUAAUAGGCAAAACGUCUGAAGUACUCACUGCAUGCCAGGCAUGCUCUUGAACGCUUGACAUUUAUUAACUCUGGGGAGCAGCACCACAGACCUGUGUGCAUGCGUGCUAAGUCACUUCAGUCGUGUCCGACUCUGUGUGACUGUAGCCUGCCAGACUCCUCUCUCCAUGAGACUCUCCAGGCAAGAAUACUGGAGUGGGUUGCCAUGGCAUCCUCCUGGAAAUCUUCCCAACCUGGGAUCGAACUGGAGUCUCUUAUGUCUCCAGCAUUGGCAGGGGGUUCUUUACCACUAGCGCUACCUGGGAAUCCACCAGGAAGGUUCUAUUGUAACUUGCCCAGGUCAUGGUGGUUCUAUUUAAGAGUGUGACUUUCAGGGGACUGUGGGUAAGUCCAGGCUUUAGCAGUGAGGGCGGCAACCAGGGAGCAGGAAGCUUCUGAGAACCAGAUGUGGGGAUGUGGGAGGGGAGAUGUUGGCCCUUCCCUCCUUCCCACUUUCUUCCGUCUAUGUUGAGGGUCCUGAGAGCCUGGUGGGGGAUGAGCUCAUUCCUCCUGUGUUCAGCAGCUAGGGAGCUCUGGAGCCUGAGCUCUUGUCUGGGGCCUCAGCUCCGUUUCUCUCUUUUGCAGGAAAGUACUACAUGGCCACCAUGACCAUGGUCACCUUCUCCACGGCGCUCACCAUCCUGAUCAUGAACCUGCAUUACUGUGGCCCCAGUGCCCGCCCUGUGCCAGCCUGGGCUCGGGCCCUCCUGCUCGGACGCCUGGCACGGGGCCUGUGUGUGCGGGAACGAGGGGAGCCCUGUGGGCAGUCUAGACCACCUGAGUCAUCCCCCAGUCCCCAGCCUCCUGACAGAGGCACUGGCCCCCCAGCAGGUCCCUGCCAUGAGCCCCGGUGUCUGUGCCGUCAGGAAGCCCUACUGCGUCACGUGGCCACCAUCGCCAGCGCCUUCCACAGCCACCGGGCUGCCCAGCGCCGCCAUGAGGACUGGAAGCGCCUGGCCCGGGUCAUGGACCGUUUCUUCCUGGGCAUCUUCUUCUCCAUGGCUCUGGUCAUGAGCCUUCUGGUGCUGGUGCGGGCCCUGUGAGUCCCGGGGGUCUGCUGCAGCCACAGCAGCUCCAGAUGGGGAUGGAUCAGCCAGGCCAGGUGGUGGUCGACCCUCAGGCCACCCAGCGUCUCUCCACUGGGCCUAGGAGCCUGGGACAUCCUCUCUUCAGCACUACUCACUUCACGGGCCAGGAAUAUUCAUCAUCUCCAUACUCUAACCUCCAAGGGAAAUCAGAGCCUGGUGCUCCCCUGAUUCCUGCAGAGGAGGAACUCUGAGAAGGGUCAAGAUCAAAGUGCAGUUUGGGAGGGACAGAACUGGACUUCGGUGCUGAGUUUAGGCACUUUGAGUGGGGAGCGUGCAGGCAUGACACCACUGCCCCAUUUCCUGUCUUCUCUCCCUUCCUCUGUGGCUGCUGUUACAGAGACUUGGUCUAGCCUGACCCUGUCUAGGGGCUCAGAGAAGGUGACUGGAGAUUCAGGGUUCCUGGUCCACUCUCCACAGCAGGAGGCCACAUAAGCACUUCGACCCAAAGCUCCAACUCAUAAUAAAGUAAUGUGUGCCUCGC
Capra hircus (goat) is the source of this 4506-nucleotide messenger RNA. RefSeq names its product neuronal acetylcholine receptor subunit alpha-10. The transcript is spliced from 4 exons. Bases 1428 to 2552 code for a protein of 374 amino acids. Gene Ontology annotation, molecular function: acetylcholine-gated monoatomic cation-selective channel activity; transmembrane signaling receptor activity. NCBI's taxonomy places the organism in Eukaryota, Metazoa, Chordata, Mammalia, Artiodactyla, Bovidae. Gene Ontology annotation, cellular component: neuron projection; synapse; postsynaptic membrane. Gene Ontology annotation, biological process: regulation of membrane potential; signal transduction; chemical synaptic transmission. The record is from RefSeq and is a predicted model, not a curated record.